This is a messenger RNA of Lynx canadensis (Canada lynx), 6933 nucleotides long. RefSeq names its product MAM domain containing glycosylphosphatidylinositol anchor 1 (gene MDGA1). Lineage: Eukaryota; Metazoa; Chordata; Mammalia; Carnivora; Felidae. Gene Ontology annotation, biological process: homophilic cell-cell adhesion; synapse organization. Gene Ontology annotation, cellular component: axon; plasma membrane; neuronal cell body. The transcript has 17 exons. Gene Ontology annotation, molecular function: protein binding; axon guidance receptor activity. The coding region runs from base 174 to 3041 and encodes 955 amino acids. The record is from RefSeq and is a predicted model, not a curated record.
GUCGCCGCCGCAGCCACCGCCGCCUCCUCAGUCUCCUGGUCUCCGUCGCCGCCCCCUCUGUCGCCUCUCGGGGAAAGGGGGGACGCAGGGGGCUUCGCGGGGCCCCGGCGGAUGCGCCCCCCGCCACCUCUCGGGCUGCGCCGCCUCGCGGGGAUGAAGCACCGGCCGUGAAGAUGGAGGUGACCUGCCUUCUACUUCUGGCGCUGAUCCCCUUCCACUGCCGGGGACAAGGAGUCUACGCUCCCGCCCAGGCUCAAAUCGUCCACGCGGGCCAGGCGUGUGUGGUGAAGGAGGAUAACAUCAGUGAGCGCGUCUACACCAUCCGGGAGGGGGACACCCUCGUGCUGCAGUGCCUUGUCACCGGGCACCCUCGGCCCCAGGUGCGCUGGACCAAGACUGCGGGCAGCGCAUCCGACAAGUUCCAGGAGACGUCAGUGUUCAACGAGACGCUGCGCAUCGAGCGCAUCGCACGCACACAGGGCGGCCGCUACUACUGCAAGGCUGAGAACGGCGUGGGAGUGCCCGCCAUCAAGUCUAUUCGUGUGGAUGUGCAGUACCUGGAUGAGCCUGUGCUGACGGUGCACCAGACGGUGAGCGACGUUCGAGGCAACUUCUACCAGGAGAAGACGGUGUUCCUGCGCUGUACUGUCAACUCCAACCCGCCUGCCCGCUUCAUCUGGAAGCGGGGCUCCGACACGCUGUCCCACAGCCAGGACAACGGGGUCGACAUCUAUGAACCCCUCUACACCCAGGGGGAGACCAAGGUCCUGAAGCUGAAGAACCUGCGGCCCCAGGACUACGCCAGCUACACCUGCCAGGUGUCUGUACGCAACGUGUGCGGCAUCCCGGACAAGGCCAUCACCUUCCGGCUCACCAACACCACGGCACCACCAGCCCUGAAGCUGUCUGUGAAUGAAACUCUGGUGGUAAACCCUGGGGAGAAUGUGACGGUACAGUGCCUGCUGACAGGCGGUGAUCCCUUACCCCAGCUGCAGUGGUCCCACGGGCCGGGCCCGCUGCCCCUGGGUGCCCUGGCUCAGAGCGGCACCCUCAGCAUCCCUUCAGUGCAGGCCCGGGACUCUGGCUACUACAACUGCACAGCCACCAACAACGUGGGCAAUCCUGCCAAGAAGACCGUCAACCUGCUGGUGCGAUCCAUGAAGAAUGCUACGUUCCAGAUCACCCCAGAUGUGAUCAAAGAGAGUGAGAACAUACAGCUGGGCCAAGACCUGAAGCUGUCAUGCCAUGUGGAUGCGGUGCCCCAGGAGAAGGUGACUUACCAGUGGUUCAAGAAUGGCAAGCCGGCACGCAUGUCCAAGAGGCUGCUGGUGACCCGAAACGACCCUGAGUUGCCUGCCGUCACCAGCAGCCUAGAGCUCAUUGACCUUCACUUCAGUGACUAUGGCACCUACCUCUGCGUGGCCUCCUUCCCAGGGGCACCAGUGCCUGACCUGAGCGUCGAGGUCAACAUCUCCUCUGAGACAGUGCCGCCCACCAUCAGCGUGCCCAAGGGCAGGGCCGUGGUGACAGUGCGGGAGGGCUCGCCCGCUGAGCUGCAGUGUGAGGUUCGAGGCAAGCCGCGGCCGCCGGUGCUCUGGUCCCGCGUGGACAAGGAGGCAGCGCUGCUGCCCUCGGGGCUGCCCCUGGAGGAGACUCCGGACGGGAAGCUGCGGCUGGAGCACGUGAGCCGCGACAUGAGUGGGACCUACCGCUGCCAGACGGCACGGUAUAAUGGCUUCAACGUGCGCCCCCGCGAGGCCCAGGUGCAGCUGAACGUGCAGUUCCCGCCGGAGGUGGAGCCCAGCUCCCAGGAUGUGCGCCAGGCGCUGGGCCGGCCCGUGCUGCUGCGCUGCUCGCUGCUCCGAGGCAGCCCCCAGCGUAUCGCCUCGGCUGUGUGGCGCUUCAAAGGGCAGCUGCUGCCUCCGCCGCCGGCUGUCCCCGUCGCCGCCGAGGCUCCCGACCACUCCGAACUGCGCCUCGACGCCGUCACCCGCGACAGCAGCGGCAGCUACGAGUGCAGCAUCUCCAAUGACGUGGGCUCGGCCACCUGCCUCUUUCAGGUCUCGGCCAAAGCCUACAGCCCGGAGUUUUACUUCGACACCCCCAACCCCACCCGCAGCCACAAGCUGUCCAAGAACUACUCCUAUGUGCUGCAGUGGACCCAGAGGGAGCCUGGCGCUGUCGACCCCCUGCUCAACUACAGACUCAGUGUCCGCCAGUUGAAUCAGCACAACGCCAUGGUGAAGGCCAUCCCAGUGCGGCGCGUGGAGAAGGGGCAGCUGCUGGAGUACAUUCUGACCGACCUCCGUGUGCCCCACAGCUACGAGGUCCGCCUCACACCCUACACCACCUUCGGGGCUGGUGACAUGGCCUCCCGCAUCAUUCACUACACAGAGCCCAUCAACUCUCCCAACCUGUCAGACAACACCUGCCACUUUGAAGAUGAGAAGAUCUGUGGCUACACCCAGGACCUGACAGACAACUUUGACUGGACACGGCAGAACGCCCUCACCCAGAAUCCCAAGCGCUCCCCCAACACCGGUCCCCCCACUGAUAUCAGCGGUACCCCUGAGGGCUACUACAUGUUCAUUGAGACAUCAAGGCCUCGGGAACUGGGGGACCGAGCCCGUUUGGUGAGUCCCUUGUACAAUGCCAGCGCUAAGUUCUACUGCGUCUCCUUUUUCUACCACAUGUACGGGAAGCACAUUGGCUCCCUCAACCUCCUGGUGCGGUCCCGGAACAAAGGGGCCCUGGACACGCACGCCUGGUCCCUCAGUGGCAAUAAGGGCAACGUGUGGCAGCAAGCCCAUGUGCCCAUCAACCCCAGUGGGCCCUUCCAGAUUAUUUUUGAGGGUGUUCGAGGCUCUGGCUACCUGGGGGAUAUUGCCAUAGAUGACGUCACGCUGAAGAAGGGAGAAUGUCCCCGGAAGCAGAUGGAUCCCAACAAAGUGGUGGUGAUGCCAGGCAGUGGAGCCCCCCGCCAGCCCCACCCACAGCUCUGGGGGCCCAUGGUCAUCUUCCUCUUGGCGUUGCAGAGAUGAUGAGAGCUGCGUGGCCCCCCCACCCGGCCCCCGGCACACCAAAGUGUCCGCAUCGUACCAAAGACUGACCCCCGCCAGCCGGGGUGCCCAGGGGCAGGGCCGGCCCGCCAGGGAGGGGGCCUGCAUUGGCUGCGAGGAUGAGCAGAGAACAAGGACAGAGGCCCGGCGCUGAGGCCCUGGAGACAGUCGUUUGACACACGCACACACUCACACACUCACACUCACACACACAGAGAUAUAUUAAAGCACAAGUUUCUAUCCGACCUGCCAGCACCUUCUUUUCUGCGGAGACAAGGGACUCGCCCGAAUGGCGUCCACCACCCCAGAGACCUCGGCGCCACAUAGGCCUUGUCCAACUGCACCUGUGGCGUGUUUCUGACCUUCCCACAUUCCUAACUCAAGGCUGAGCCCCGGCCCAGUGGCUUUACCAGACGGGAGCCAGCAGAGGAGCAGACUCAGGAGCCCCACCCUUGGCUGGACUCUGGGACUCCCUGGGAUGGGGGAGGCCUGGGUCAAAGGAGGCCAGGGGGUACUUUGUGAGCUCCGUGAAUGUCCCCGUGCAGGUGAUGGCGAGGGAGGUCAGGCACCUGUUGCACGCACCUCUGUUUACAGGGCGAGAGCUGGAAGGUGGAGAUCCCAGGUCACCCUGAUCCCUUGACCUGUUCCUUGGACGUCAUAUCUCACCUCGAUGUACCCCUUUGAAGGGACCCAGCACAGGGUCCUGGGCCUGGGCAGUCUGAAGACUGACACCUUCCCUUCUACCCCAUCCAACCCCCACCCCACCCUACGAGGAGCUGGAUUCCUGAGAGCACAGUCCCCACCCUAGUCAGCUGGCCUGAAUUCAGCACCCACCUGUGUCUCCGAGGAGCCAGGAGGGGUGGAGACCGGCUGUUUUCUGGGGUGAGGCUUGACUUUGAGAGGGGCAGAGGAGAAAGCCUGCUUUUGUGAGUUUGUGCCCCCAUGGCAUUUGGGAAUAGAGUGGAAACUUCAUUUCUUAUAUACUUGGCAUGAAGGAGUGCCCUGGAUAGGAGGGUAUGCAUAGAGGGGGUGCCCCUGCAAAGCACUGUCUAGUUGGCUGCUCCCUUCCCUGCCCAAGGUCAGUGAAGGGGGGGGGGUGUGUGUGGUGGUUUGUAGAGCAGCAGCAGAGGGUGGGGCAGUUGCUGGCCUCCAUGUUGCCUGGGAGCCGAGCUCAUGCCCUGAUCUAUGAAAGGGCUCCCUGUCCUUGGGUUCUCGGAUGGGAACCUAGAUGGGCAGGGUGGAAUCUAGACCUGUCCUUCUCAACAUCACCCGUGAGACCCCAACCAGCCGUCUAUGGGGGAGAUGAGGACCAGCUCUUUCCAGGGUGAGCCUUCACGCUUGCGUACGUGUGGCUGUGUGUGCGCGCACAUGUGUGCACGUGCGUGGGCCGAUCUGUGUCUGUGUAGCACUGUGGGGACGUCUCUGGGCAGCAGUGUGUGCGAAUAUGAGUCCGCAUGUGCAAUUACACAUAUCUGUCUGUGAGGCCGGGUCUAAACCCUGUCUCAGUGAGUGCCUGUGGAUGUUGGCAUGCACGUCCACCUUCAGGAGGGACACGAAUGUUUGUAGGGGGCUGGUGGAAUAUACCACUUCCAGCCCUAGUCUGUAGUCUCAAGCUGCCUGCCACCGCCUGAAUUUCUACCUUUCAUCCCCUCUGGAUGACAAAGAGUUUACAGAUGACCCUAUUGAAAUGCAAGCACCUUUGGUGGGGGUUGUCACAGGGACUCGCCCAGAGCAUUCUGCAGGGACAGUUGCCCAGAAGGGGCAGCACUGCAAUGCCAAGAGGCAGGCAGGGGACCAGGGGACAGGCCUGUGUGAUCAUCAUCACCCACAGCUGGCAGGGGGCUGGGCCAGGCCUGGAGCAGGGCCUUCUGACGCCUGACCAGCCCGGCUGCCUUCUUGGCCCAGCCAAGGCCUCGGUCCGAAACGAGUGGCUCCAGGUUCCCAGAUCACACUUCCAUCGCGCCGGCUGGGUAUUGUUCCUUAAUUGUCCCAUCUGUGCAGGGUCUGCUCCCCCGACUAGACUGUGAGCUCCUCCUCUGAGCCUUCCAACCUUCUCCCCCACCCCCGCUCCCAACCUCAACGCCCAGCACAAGUGGGCCUGUUAUGGAAACCACAGUAGGCUUUGCCCAGCGGGAAGGAUGAUAUUAAUCGGUGGUUCCCAGCCCUGGCUGCAGAAGAGAACCACCCGAGGGUCUUUUAGAGAGCCAUGAUGCUUGGGUCCUACCCCCAGAGGUUCUGAUUUGAUUGGACUGGUGUUCAGCCUGGCAUCAGAAAUGUUUAAAAGCUCCCCAGAAGAACCCGGGAGUGGGAACCAGUGGCCUAUCACCUGCCAAGUGCUUCCUUUGCGCCCUUGCUGGGGUGGGUAUGGAGAUCCAGGGAUGAAAAGCACCAGGUACUUCCUCCUUGGGACACUGAGGUCCUGGGUCCUCACGUGUGGAUGGGUGAGGCUGGUGUGUGUGUGUGUGUGUGUGUGUGUGCAUGCAGGCAGGUCUGUAGGGAGUGUGGGUGUCACUGUGUAUUAGCAUUAACAGUGUGCGAUGAGAGCACUUAGAGUGUGCCAGUCAGUGUGUGUGGGGGGAGGGCGGGGGGAAGAUGGGGUCUGCAAGGAAGGAGUGUCUUUGUGCAUCUGUGUGUGCCUGUGAUUCAGCACCUCUGUAUCAGUGUCACUUGUGCUGUGUGUGUCUUUGAGUGCCUGUGGUUGUCAGCACCGUUGUGCUGGUAGGUGGCCCAUCAAGACCCCCAGCCCAGGGGAGACCAGGCUGGCAGGAUCCAGUGCAUCUCCCCCUGGGGCAGUCUCGCCUUCUGGGUCAGGGUGGCUGAGGCAUUUUGUGGCCUUAAAACAGGGAGUCCAGGGUCAGCCCUCAUGGUGUUGGGGUUUGUUCAGCCCCGUUGCCCCUGAUUUGAUGUUUUGGGGAGACCCCUAGGGCCCGGUGCUGUACAGUUAGGAGAGGGGAAGUCUCAGCUUGGCUGUCCUGCCCCUGGGACCACAGACAGCCCUCCAGGGUGCCCAGCCAAGCCUGCGGACCACACGCCCAUCUCCUGGAAUGCCCCUCCCACCUUGCCUUCUCCGGGAUAUUCUGCCGCCUCUUUCCCUUUCAUUCUUUCUCCCUGUGCUCACUGGCUCAGGCUCUCAUGGCCAGGGUGGGCCUCAGAGGUCUGAGCCCCUCACCUUGUAAAUGGAUAGGAGCAGGGGUGGGGGGCUGGCCCAAGGUCACAUGGCUAGUUGGGGUGGAGCCAGCCUUGGAAGCUGUGCUCUACAGCCCCGAGGGUGUCACACUGCUGGCCACUGCCUCCUGCUGGCAGCCAGACUGCCCUGUCUCUGGGUGCUGGUACAGAUGUGACUGGGCACCUGCUCUAGGAAAGGUGCUCCCUCCCUGCCCCAAAUUCUGGCCUCUCAUCCCAGGCCACUGCCCCUCCCACCCCAGAUCAGGCCUGGGUGCCCUGUGAAAGCUGCAUCCCUCUGCCCACCCAGGCUUUAGCUACUGCCCAGGUUCCCAGACAGAAGGGACUGUUUCCCCUCCCUGCCCUCUGUCUUCACAUGAGCCUGGGCUCCGAAUGAAGGUCAGUGUGUCCUUGUGUCCUCAUCCUGUGGACUUACCCCUAAGGACCAGGAGGGCAGGGGUGAGAGUGUACAAAUUCUUGUAUUUUCUUCUCCCUGGAUUCAAGGGGGUUGGGGGGGGUUUCCAAGGUCUGUACCAAGGAAUGGGGUGAAUGAGCCUGCACUGGGGAGUCCCUGUGGGGCCCCUGGUUGAGGUUCUAGGCUCUGGGGAGCCCUCCUCAUUUCCACAGGCAAGAUAGCACGCCCCUUUCUGUUGAGUCAGUGCUAUGUGUGAGGCUGUGUGUCUGUGAGGGUGAGGGUGGGGGGUGUGCAUAU